Messenger RNA from Notolabrus celidotus (New Zealand spotty), 3117 nucleotides. It is a transcript of the gene dnajc5aa, whose product is annotated as DnaJ (Hsp40) homolog, subfamily C, member 5aa. The transcript is spliced from 5 exons. The record is from RefSeq and is a predicted model, not a curated record. NCBI's taxonomy places the organism in Eukaryota, Metazoa, Chordata, Actinopteri, Labriformes, Labridae. Gene Ontology annotation, biological process: regulation of synaptic vesicle cycle. Bases 181 to 783 code for a protein of 200 amino acids. Gene Ontology annotation, cellular component: presynapse; membrane; intracellular membrane-bounded organelle.
GGGGGCGGAGUCUGCGUACUGCUGCAGCUGUCCAUGGUUGCGUAGUAGGAGCCAGAGAGGGUCCGGGUACGUUCGAGAUGCAGCCAUAGUCACGCCACACAGUCUAAAAUUACAACCUGCUGAGAUCGUUAGUUUCGCAGCGCAUCAGAGCAGACUGAAAGUCAGUUGACGAAAGGCGUCAUGGCAGAGCACCAGAGGCAGCGCUCUCUGUCCACCGCUGGUGAGUCUCUCUACACCGUGCUGGGAGUGGAGAAGGUGGCCACAUGUGAUGAUAUUAAGAGAUCUUACAGGAAACUGGCACUGAAGUUCCACCCUGACAAGAAUCCUGACAAUCCAGAGGCAGCUGAUAAAUUCAAGGAGAUUAACAACGCCCAUGCAAUCCUGAAUGACCCUACAAAGCGUAACAUUUAUGACAAAUAUGGCUCUCUGGGACUUUAUGUGGCUGAGCAGUUUGGAGAGGAGAAUGUUAACACUUACUUUGUCCUUUCAAGCUGGUGGGCAAAGGCUCUGUUUGUAUUCUGCGGCCUGGCCACUGGCUGCUACUUCUGUUGCUGCCUGUGUUGCUGCUGUAACUGCUGCUGUGGAAAAUGUAAACCAAGGCCUCGGGAGGGCCAGGACCCAGAGUUUUAUGUGUCCCCUGAGGACCUGGAGGCUCAACUGCAGUCCGACGAGAGAGUAGAGGCUGGAGGUGACCCUAUAAUGCUGCAACCAUCAGCCACAGAGACGACCCAGCUAACAUCAGAUGGGUACCACUCCUACCACACUGAUACCGGCUUCAACUAACCUUCCACCCCUCUGUCAAUCCUGGCCUAUGGCCCUGCCUGCUUCCCUGCUCCACCUCAGUGAGAAGAAAAAAAAAGAAGGGCAUCCAUCUUUACACUACAGAAAGAGAGCCAUGCGGAGGAGAGGGACUAGUAAGCAUGGCCCAUGGAAGGAACUAAUAAAGUCACAUCCCUUACACUCCUCCCUGAUUGGUCCGCAACCUCUCCCCUUUCCCCCCAAGUAAGAGAAGAAAAGAGAAACAGCUAAAUUGUUUCUUUUUUAUUUCUUCUUUUGUAUUUCUUGGCCUUUAACCACACAGGUCGCCUACCCCCACUUUCCCCUCUCCCACAUUUUGCAUCAUGGUGUAGCAUGCACUGUUUAUAAAACAUGGUCUCCAGACUUUCUUUCAUCUUUAGCAACAUUUUUACUUUGCAAGACUCAUGAUACACUCAUGAUACAUUCGUGCAAUAUGUUCAAACGCGUACAGCUCACAAAGAGGAGGAGGAGGAGGAGGAGGAGGUGGUGGUGGUAAAUAUAUUUUAUGCUAAAGCUAAGGAGAGCCAUGGCUCAGGGAGGUGCAGGAUAGAGAGAUGAUUUUAUUUGCUGAGGUGGUCGGUGCCAUCAUUUAAUCUUCAAAACCAGAGUUGUCAUAUAUUUGUGCAAUUUUUACUCUGUACUGUUUUUAGUUGAAACUGCCAACUGCAGUUGUCUGACCUAUGGUUUGUCUUUGGCACUGUGUUUGUGUCUCGUGUGCUCCCUUGAGUGUUCUUAUUGUGAAUCAUGAGAUGGUCCUUUCAGGCCCAGACCUUUAUUUGAAGUCAGUCAGCAUAAACGCCUGCUGACGAAAUAUUUCUACUUUAGUUCUAAAUUGGAGUUUGCUGUUUUUUCUCUGCUUCAGAUCUGUUUCAACCCAUUCUUGCAGGUAAGAGACAAUGCUCCAGUUGGUUCUGCAGCACUGAACAGGUAGUCAUGACAGUUUUUUUCAAGGUAACUUCUAUGUUGAUGUAUCAUUUUAUUUUUCUAGUAUGGCAGGUUUCAGCCAAGGUGGAUUGUUUAUGUGUCACGAUUUCAUGUUGAGCUAUUGUUUAAAGUCAAGCCUAACAAGAAUAAAGACUACAUUUUAUUUGUAUGAUAUCUACAGUUUGGUAAAGAGUCCAGGCUUUUGGGGAAUAUUAAAAAGGGCUGCUGUAAGCUCCCCUUUGCAUAUCUUUAUUUAUUUGAGAGAUGUCACAAAUGAAAGAGAUUGAGAGGCAUUUACAAAGCUAAUCUUAUUGUACAAAUUCGUGUUUUCUUCAUGAUCUAUAUUGAAGCCAAGGUGUCCAGGUAAUCCAGCUGUUGCCAUAUAGAAACAAUGAUCUCUAGCAGCAGCAGCCCUGCUUAAGAGGGUGACAUGAUUUUCACUUUAAGCUGUGUUGAAUAUGUCAAGUGGUAAAUGUGAUGUGUGAAAACAUGUGACUCUCUUCAUGGCCGGGGAGUAAAGCUGACAUUGGAGUUUGUUAGGUAGUGAGAAAUGUAUUUUUUUUCAUUGCGUUUUUAGUCCUUGUGUUUUGAAUUCAGGUCUGAUGACUCUGACAUUUUGUCUGAUGCUGUGAUCGUUUAUCAUUGUUGACUUUUUUGAAUCCUCGUAGAGUAAAAAGCUCGUACGGCAUAUCAUCCGUGAGCCAGUGCUACAGGCAGCUCCAAGUCAAAAUGAAUCUAGAUUUUUCAUACUACUGGAUUUGCAUAUAUUGCCACACAUUUUAAAAUUUGCCAUAAUUGCCAUGAACAUCUUUGCCACUUUGUCAGUUUUCAUGACUGCUAAUAAUGUGUUUUAAUGGUUUACAAUUGGUGAGCUCCUGUUGCCCACCCUCUGCUAUUAACGGUAUGGAUGUUGACCUCUGUGGCCCUUGUAUGAUGUUUCCUGUAACCCUUGAUUAAACAUAGAUGUUCCUGUCAUGGCUUUUUCAUUGAGAUACUGAAAAUGCUAUUGUAAAUGUUCUAAGUUGAAUGCACCGUGUGUUUAAAAAAAACUACGAUAGAUCAAUGAUCAGGAAAUGACUCCAUAAAAAUACAACAUAGUAUAUAGUGUAACUAUAGUGAAAUGGUUAUAUGAUGCAUUUUUGGGUUUUUAUUUAUUUCAUACUCUGUCAUGUUUCAAAGAUGAUUGGCUAUAAUUUAAAUGGUAUGGUGUUGUAAUGUGACCAUUACAUGUUGCGAGGAAUGGUUUCAUGGUUCAGGUCGCUUGUACAUACACUUGGCCCAUAUAAAGUAUAAACCUUAACGUUUCUGUUGUAGCAUGGUAAUUGUGUGUCUGGAGGAAAACAAGUGGAUCAUUGAUCUGAUUUGCUGUUGUUGAAUAAAUGUUCCUGAACAUUG